Molecule: messenger RNA, 2542 nt
Organism: Haliotis rufescens (red abalone)
Lineage: Eukaryota; Metazoa; Mollusca; Gastropoda; Lepetellida; Haliotidae
Exons: 6
Coding region: 875-2245 (456 amino acids)
Source: RefSeq, a predicted model, not a curated record
CAAACAUGAUCCUGUGGUGACAGGUUCGCCUUGAUCAUGACUCCUGCUUUGUCAGCGCCAUACCCAUGCUGUGGGUUCAACUAAGUGGGUUGUCCUUCCACAUUGCAAGUUGAAUAAGACGGCAAAUGACAAUCGUAGCAAGUUCCUACAAAUAACCUUUGAACGUCCGAUAACUAAAAUGUCAUUAAAUGUACCGAUCAAGCAGUUAAUGCAUGACUACCCUAAUAACAUAAUAACAGAAACUGUUUGGAAUUUCACACACGGCAUUCUUUACAACCUACAUUCUGUAUACAAGACUGACAGUCAUCAAUUACUAGACCGUGAUCUACCUUAUACAAUGUUCAAAGCGCCGUAAAACAAAACUACCUCCCUGUAUUGAGGGUUAUGUUACAUUUCGUAGGAUGUUUCGUGUACGGACUUAUGAUAUUAAAACUAACGUCCACAUUUUUUAAAUUUAUAUUCCUAUCCAAAAAUCCAGAUCCACCCUAAAAAGGUCCCAAAAUAUUAAAAGACCAUUCCCUAAACACUGCUAUUUCGAAGUCCCCCAAACCCCGUUCCUUUUCUUCAUAUCUUUUAUGAAUACAUGUUAUGAACUUUACUCUAGAUUUGGCCAAAAAGUACAUUUGUUCAAAUCUUGUGAAACGUGGUAUGCAAGUGACCGAACGUAGAGUUAUUUCCCUUGUAACACUCACAGUCAAGCUCCUUCCCAGCGCGUGACACCUUCGUUACACUCUCGGUAGCCCCGCGAACGGGAUAUCGCUGUGAGGAGCUUGGUUCACGAUUGUUUACAAAUGGCAGCGUACCUACGACGGUGUGGAAAGAGCAUAGUUGGUUGAAUUCAGUGUGUAAAGUUUAGACUCAGUACUUAACAAUAAUGCCUGUUUCGGGAGGCAGGGGUGGAAAGCCACCAGGGAAUUCAAGACAGAAAAAAGAAGAGGUCGCAGAGAAGGUCCGUGAAAUGAAACUCCGACAACAGAACUGGAUGAAGCAGAGAGAUGAACAUCUGACCAAGGAUGAAACCGUCGCUACAAAGACAAAGGCGAAUAGUAAGGAGAGUCAUUCCAACGAUAGAAAUGGGCCAAAGAAAGCUUCAGUUCCUGCCCCAAAGUCUUUGUUGUCAAGGACACAGAGUGCUGAGGGUCGACUCAAUACACGACCGUCUAAACCAAACAACGCCAAUGGGGGAGGACCCAGUCAAAUAAAUGCCCGGGGAAAGUUCCAAAAUUGGCUGCAAGUUCGACAGACCAGUUCUGAUGUCGCCCCAGAAACUACAGACUCUGGUGUAAGGGACGAAGAUGAGCAAUCACAUGACCUAGAUGAGGCUUCAGCUUACAUUCCAAGAGGAACAUCUGCCCCAGUGUGUCAACAAAGAGAUGAGUUUUCUGACUUUUCUGAGGGAGAAUUUGAAGAGUUAAAAUCAAGAUUGCUGGCACCGAAAGAUUUUGAUGCUUUAGCAGACAGAAUUGUUUCACGUGUUAAGAAGGAUCUUGAUUUAAAUGGGACUGAUCGUCAAUAUAAGACAGGUGGUUAUCAAAGCAAGCGACGUGUGUCGUCAGAACUGCCAUUAGAAAAUGGAGAUUCGUCCUCAAAUAUGUCCAGUCACCAUUGUCCAUGCUGUUCAGAAAUAAUGAUUGGUUCCCAGUUCACGCCUCUGUUGUUGAUUCCAUGCGGACACACAGUGUGCCGCGAGUGCUGUCAAGGGAGAGAACUCUGUCCAGAGUGUUACUGUAGCAUUGGCUCAACAACCUGUAACAUUAUGCUACAGCAGAUCAUACAGGAAUAUCAGGGCAAGAAAACUGUGCAGAAGAUUUCUCCAUCACGGACAUACAGGAAGGAUGACAAGUACAGUCCGCAGAAUUAUCAGGAACACACGAGGGGUACACCUUUCUCAGUGGAUAACCAUCAUUACGCAGAGCAAUUGCAGAAUCUUCAUACACGCCUGGACGUCCUGUCGUCGGAGAAGACGACCGCCCAGGUGGAGUGUGAGAGACUCGCCGAUGCCAUUCAGAGAGAGGCUGUGCAGGUACGGAACAUCUCGAAGGAGGAGGACAACAUCUGCAGCCAGAUAGACACCCUGGAGGAGAAGCUGAACAUACUGAGGCAGCACCGGGGGGAGUAUGAGAGUAAAUGUCAGGCGAUGAAGGGUGAGCGCGAGGAGGCACAGAGACGUCUCACCCUGCUGAAGGAGACCAUUGAGAGUCUGAACAAUGAGCUGGAGAAGGUGCAGCUUCUUUCAGAAGCAUGAUGGAUGUACCCAAUACACAGGAAUAGGACUGCUAUGGAGUCAUGAGAAAGAACUGUCAUCAGAUAUGUAUGUGUCUUCAUUUCCAUAACCCAAAGGAUUUGUGGAUGAACAGGUUCCAAGUUCCCCAUGUUCUCUCUCAUUUGGAACAGAAUACCGGUAGAUCUCAAGUACCCCCUGGGUGAUGUCUCAGUGGGGAUUCUGAGGUAGAGAAUAUCUGCAGUACACAUGCUUGUCUCCUCAUGCAAUGACAGAACAGGUCCCCAGUACCCCAUGCUUGUCUCUGUGUGGGUAUACCAG